AAAAAAAACAAAAAAAAAAUCAAGACAUUUGUCUCCUUUAUAUCAUCCACUUCGAUAUUGAAAAUGAUCGUUCGAAUGUCGUCUACCAGUCUCGAAUAUUAACCAAUCGUCAUUACCCAUUUGUCACCGACCAAUAGGAGCAUUUAAUUUCGUACGGACCAAUCAGAUGAGCUAAAUGAUAACGAGUAGACGUGUUUUUAAAGAAAUCGUCCCUUUGUAAACAAAAAAUUUUUUACUAGUUUUGUUUGGCCUGUGCUUAAAACUGAGAAGAAAGUUGAAUCAUAAUUUGUUAUGUUGACCUUAAAGUGAUAUGUAAAAAAAUAAGAUAACUGAAGUAAGCAUGGCAACUGACAUAGGAGAUAUAGUGAAGCAAGGAUAUGUCCGGAUACGUAGCCGGAAACUUGGUUUAUGGCAGCGGCGAUGGAUUGUUCUUUGUCGUGCUUCCAGUAAAGGGCCAUGCCGACUAGAAAAAUAUCUAGAUGAGAAGAGUGCUCGGAGUAGUGCCGGACAUAAGGUCGCCUUAUUAAGCACAAUAAGUAACGUAUCAAGAAUGGCGACGAGUAUGAAGAGGCAUGGAUUUAUUGUGUCUUUUAGAGAUAGCACAGCAAAAUGUAUGGCUUGUGAUUCAGAUCUUGAAGCAGAUACAUGGGUGAAAUUACUGGUUCAAGAAUCAUUUUUACCUCAGCCAGGUUUGGCCACUGGCGAACCGGAUGUAUUAAGUCCAGGAAUACAAAAGGAGUUACAAGAACAAUUUCAUGUUUAUCUCAUGCCAACACCCAAGUUAGACGAAUUUGGCGAAUGCUUACUGCAGGUAACUCAUGAGAAUAUAUAUUUAUGGGACAUUAGUAAUCCUAGGUUGAAAUUGGUUGCUUGGCCACUCACUGCACUUAGAAGGUAUGGCAGUGAUCCGACAAAAUUUACUUUUGAAGCAGGCAGACACUGUACAACUGGUGAAGGAAUGUUUGUAUUUCACACAUUAGAAGGAGAAAAAAUAUAUCACAAAGUACACCAAGCAACACUGGCAAUUGCCGAAGCUCACCAUCGGUUACGGAAAAGUGAAGACAGAGCAAACGGUGCAGUGCAGUCUCAGGAAUCUUCAAACAGAGUAUCUAUUCAAAGUGCUCCCAGUUCUCAAGAUACUUCUUCUUACAACAGUGCAUUAGAACUGCAAAAUUAUUUUCAAGAUGGUGGGCAAGUUGCCGUUGAUGGACAACCGAGUACGAGUGGUGGUAACAAACAACAGUCUGGAGACGAUGCGUUUCGCAAGAACUUACAAGUGCCACCACCAUCAUCAAAAUGCAGCUUGCGUUCUCAUUUAUUACAAUACACCUCAAAGCAGUGACAAAUCACAUCUUGAAAUGAUAGUAGAGAGAUUUGUACAGAUAUGGAAACAGCAAACUGCAUUGAAGUUGCAUUUAAAAAGUACAAGUCACAUUGAUACACUUAUAUUAUUGACUUAAAAGUCAAAUUUUUCAAGGCAGACUCAUGAUAAUUUUAAAAGACUAUUGUUUAUGUAAAUGAUUAUUCAAAGUUAUAUUAACAUACAUACACACACAUACAUACAUACACACUGUUUAUAAAAGAAUAUACAUUACUGAAAUUCAUAAGAUUACUUCCGUCCAUAGUUUUUAAAAUUUUUUGUUGUAGAACUCCUUUCAGUUUUUAAAUUUGUAUAUUAGAGGCUUUUUGAGAAAGGUCUUAUUGAAUGUUAGAUGCUGUUUAAAAUAGUUUAUAUUAUUUAAAGGAAUUUAUAUUUCCAUUAUUGGAAGGACAAUCAUUUUUUUAAAGGAUUAUUUUAAAAAAAUAGAGUUUAAUAGAUAAAAUUAACACAUUUGCUACAUUUUAUCUAAUAACUGUCAUUUGUAAAUGUGUACUGAGAGAAAUGAUUUCAUGAAGGCCAUGAAAAGAAAGUAUAGGUCAUAGCAAUUUGAAUAGCAUGGCUGUGAUUGACUUUCUAUUUAAUGCAGUUUAUAAUAAAAAUUAGCUAGAUAAUAUGUGUAGGCAGAUGUGUUAAUUUGUUAUUUAAUAUUCUAUGUGCAACUGAUAAUUUUAUGACAAAAUAUUUAACACUUGUUGAGAUAUAUAUAUACAUAUAUCUCCUUCAAGUAUUCCUGAAUUGGAAUGUCUAAAUAGAUAUUGAUAUUAUUAUUCUUUAAUGCAUUUGUAAAAAUUUUUAUUUUGCUAAUUGUCUUUUUAAUUUGGCAUUCUUUAUAUUAAUUUUUAUAAAAGUAAACAUCCCUUAAUGCAAAUGUACAGCUAAUUCAGUUAAUAGUGUGUGAUAUGACAAAUUUGUUAAUAUCAGAUUGUUUUGCAUUUCUUGUUAAAUGGAAUUAUCGUCAUCUUCAAUUGACAAAUUUUAGUGUCUGUUUACUACCCCUGAUGAGUGGUUUUUGUAAAGAUAUAUAUAAAAUCGUGAAUAUCAUUGCAUUUCAUAGAAUUGUUUAUCACAUUUCAGAUUUUUAAGUAUUGUAAACUUUAAGAUAGAUAUAUAAAAACUUAAAAUGUAAUCAUUUGAAUAAAAUAUUUAAAUAACAA
Centruroides sculpturatus (bark scorpion) is the source of this 2535-nucleotide messenger RNA. Its product is annotated as docking protein 5-like. Lineage: Eukaryota; Metazoa; Arthropoda; Arachnida; Scorpiones; Buthidae. Gene Ontology annotation, biological process: positive regulation of MAPK cascade; cell surface receptor protein tyrosine kinase signaling pathway. Gene Ontology annotation, cellular component: cytoplasm. The transcript has 8 exons. The coding region runs from base 341 to 1342 and encodes 333 amino acids. The record is from RefSeq and is a predicted model, not a curated record.